This is a messenger RNA of Fulmarus glacialis (Northern fulmar), 2111 nucleotides long. RefSeq names its product laminin subunit alpha-3-like. The annotation marks the transcript as partial. NCBI's taxonomy places the organism in Eukaryota, Metazoa, Chordata, Aves, Procellariiformes, Procellariidae. The record is from RefSeq and is a predicted model, not a curated record. Gene Ontology annotation, cellular component: basement membrane. Gene Ontology annotation, biological process: axon guidance. The transcript is spliced from 19 exons.
GGGCAGUUUUGUGAUUAUUGCAAUGCUGCUGAUCCCAGUAAAGCUCACCCGGUAACCAAUGCAAUUGAUGGCACGGAGCGCUGGUGGCAAAGUCCUCCUCUUUCUAUGGGCUUGAAGUACAACGAAGUCAAUGUCACUUUAGAUCUGGGACAGCUCUUCCAUGUUGCCUAUAUCCUUAUCAAGUUUGCAAAUUCUCCUCGUCCAGAUCUCUGGGUCUUAGAAAGAUCAGUGGACUUUGGAAGAACUUACACUCCCUGGCAAUAUUUUGCUCACUCCAAAGCAGAUUGCUUGGAGCGCUUCGGAAAGGAAGCCAACCUUCCGGUGAGGAGGGACAGCGAUGUCCUUUGCACCACAGAGUACUCUCGCAUUCUGCCUCUUGAAAACGGAGAGAUUGUAGUAUCUUUGGUAAAUGGCCGCCCAGGAGCAAAAAACUUCACUUAUUCCCCUAGUCUUCGAGAAUUCACAAAAGCAACAAACAUCCGCCUUCAUUUUCUCAGAACGAAUACACUUCUUGGACACUUGAUAUCGAAAGCUCAACGAGACCCCACUGUAACUCGUAGAUAUUACUACAGUAUAAAGGACAUCAGUAUUGGUGGUCGAUGUGUUUGCCAUGGCCAUGCUGAAGUAUGUAAUGCAAAGAGUGCUGAAAACCAAUACCAGUUUCAGUGUGAAUGUCAGCAUAACACUUGUGGGGAAACCUGUGAUCACUGCUGCCCUGGAUAUAAUCAGAAACAGUGGCAACCUGCAACAGCUGGGAGCACGAAUCUAUGCGAACCCUGCAAUUGCCAUGGACAUGCCAUUGAUUGCUACUAUGAUGCUGAUGUUGAUCAGCGUCGAGAAAGCUUAAACAUCCGUGGGCAUUAUGAAGGUGGAGGAGUCUGCAUUAACUGCCAGCAUAACACAGCUGGUAUUAACUGUGAGAAGUGUGCAAAAGGUUACUAUCGUCCUUACGGUGUUCCAGUGAGAGCUCCUGAUGGCUGUAUACCUUGCAGUUGUAACUUGGAGCAUGCAGAGGGCUGUGAGGAAGGGUCUGGCCGCUGCUUCUGUAAGCAGAAUUUCCAGGGAGAAAACUGUGAACGCUGUGCUGAUGGAUUCUAUGGUUAUCCAUUUUGUGUCCGUAUUCCUGUAUAUCCUUUUACUUCUCCAAAUCCAAGAGAUGCUAUGGCUGGUGACAUAAUCGUGUGCGAAUGUAACUCGGCGGGUACCCAGCCCAAAGUCUGUGAUUUUCUCGGGAGGUGUCUUUGUCGCUCAGGGGUAGCUGGACCUCAGUGUGACGGCUGUCAGCCUGGCCACCGCUCGUUCCCUGCCUGUGAAGCUUGUCGGUGCUCUCCUGACGGUUCCCAGCACGGCACGUGUGAGCCAACAUCGGGGCAGUGCGAGUGUCAAACGGGCGUCACGGGGCGGCGGUGCGACAGGUGCCUUUCUGCAGCCGACAGCUUCCCCUACUGCAAAGGUGUCAACAGCGAAUGUGACCCUUCAGGUAGCAUUGGUUCUCAUUCUGGCUAUUGUCAAUGUCUUCAGCACACUGAAGGUCCUACGUGUAGUAAAUGCAAACCGUUGUACUGGAACCUGGCCAAAGAAAACCCUGAGGGUUGUACAGCAUGCCAGUGUGACGUGAGUGGAACACUAAGUGGAGUCGGAGAAUGUCAUCAGGAAAAUGGGCAUUGUUACUGCAAAUCUAAUGUUUGUGGAGAUUCCUGUGACACUUGUGAAGCUGGUUAUUAUGCUCUUGAAAACAAGAAUUAUUUUGGCUGCCGAGGCUGCCGGUGUGAUGUUGGAGGAUCCCUCAGCCCGGCGUGUGCCGAGCCCUCGGGCGGCUGCCAGUGCCGGGCGCACGUCGUGGGGACGGCCUGUCGGGAGCCUGAAAAAAACUACUUUUUCCCUGAUCUGCACCAGAUGAAGUUUGAGAUUGAAGAUGGUACUACUGUCAAGGGAAAGGAAAUUCGGUUUGGCUAUGAUCCUCAGGAAUUUCCUAGCUUCAGUUGGAGAGGAUAUGCCCGGAUGUCCUCUAUACAAUACCGCUAUGUGUGUGCAAGGUCAUGGAGAAACCAGAAAAAAGGACAGGAUCUCACUAAUCCGAACCCUUUGGCACUGUAUCGCCGUUUGGAUUA